UAACGGCAACUGUAGCUGUCGGAAUGUUGCAGCAAAAACAGGCACCGCUGCAAAUAGAAAGGAAACAAUCACAAAAGAUUUUACCUCAACGUAGACUGUACUCUACAAAGAAAAACAAAAGGAGUAAUAAUGCAUCCCUGGUGCUACCAAAUUCAGAAGAAUCCAGUUUGAUCAAAUUAUCUCUACUGGCAGACAAAGAAGAUGCACUUGUGGAAAAAGGUUCAGCUGUUCAAAAGCAACCAACAAUAAAAAAUACAGAGGGUGUAGCAGGUCCAUUCCCCAUUACAGCAUGUGCCCUACAGCACAGCCCGACGAAUUUUACAGCAAUCCGGUUUGCAAUUCUGCUUGCAGGCUCAACUCCCAUGAUUCAGCCAAUAGCAAAACAGGCUGAGGUGGUAUCUAGUCCGUCUCUCGCUACAUCGUAUGUGCUGAAACACAGCCCGAGGAAUAGCUCAACUUCCACAAUUCAACCAAUACCAAAACAGGCUGUGGUGGUACCACAUCCGUCCAUCGGUACAGUGCGUGUGUUGCUACACAGCUCAACAAAUGGUGCUGUUCUCCCACAUUUAAACCAGUGACAGGGCAGGAUAAGAUGGUAUCAGUGCCUUCCCUUACUACAGCGCAUGUUCUGCAACACGGCUAUGGAAUGCAACCUGUGAUGCCAGGAAACUCACAGAUAAACUAAAUCAUGUGCCAGAUGUCGAGCACCAUUGUGUUUGGAAGUUCCAUUGUUCUGUGUGCGAACAGUUUUGGAAGUUUGGAUGAAUCAAGUUUCUGAAACUGACUGGAAAGAAACUUAAUUUUCAAAAACUAAGAUUUUAUUGCAAUUCAUGAUACUGUGAAAUAUUUUUAUAAUUGCUGUACAUUCAGCUAAAAGUUACAGUAAAAUUUUCUUGUAAGUUAUGCCUGCAGAAACUUUUGUACUGAAUUUAAUCUUUUCUUUUGGUUUAUAAUUUUGAUUUAAAAUCUAUUUUCUGUUUAUAUAUGAAGUUUCAAUUGUGUAUCUUAAUAUUUGUAGCUGAUGUGUAGAAUAUUUGAAAACUUUUUUUUCACGUUCUGUAUGUUUUG
Messenger RNA from Schistocerca americana (American grasshopper), 1068 nucleotides. RefSeq lists its product as uncharacterized. The transcript has 6 exons. The record is from RefSeq and is a predicted model, not a curated record. NCBI's taxonomy places the organism in Eukaryota, Metazoa, Arthropoda, Insecta, Orthoptera, Acrididae. The coding region runs from base 24 to 578 and encodes 184 amino acids.